Messenger RNA from Puntigrus tetrazona (Sumatra barb), 4971 nucleotides. It is a transcript of the gene carmil3, whose product is annotated as capping protein regulator and myosin 1 linker 3. The transcript has 41 exons. Gene Ontology annotation, biological process: cell migration; regulation of Arp2/3 complex-mediated actin nucleation. NCBI's taxonomy places the organism in Eukaryota, Metazoa, Chordata, Actinopteri, Cypriniformes, Cyprinidae. Gene Ontology annotation, cellular component: plasma membrane; lamellipodium. Bases 99 to 4301 code for a protein of 1400 amino acids. The record is from RefSeq and is a predicted model, not a curated record. Gene Ontology annotation, molecular function: protein binding.
UUCAGUAUGAUAUGUUUAUAGGCAUUGGCUGAGGGAGAGCGAGCAUUAUAGCUGCUCUCGCUUGAUAAGGAAAGGAAGAGGAGAGGGCGCUGGACGUCAUGGCAUCCAAAGACACCGUCGCGACUGCUUUUCUCACCGUGAGUCGGGAAAUGACAGAGAGCAUCAGACGAGUUAUCGACAAGACAUCAAUCAAGUUGGUGAGAGCUAUCAAAGUAGAGAACAAGAGUGGCAAAUCAGAAGAUCGGAUUCUGGUUUUGGCAACAUGGCGGCUGUACCUCAUGGCCCCCAAGAUACCAACCAAGGUGGAACAAACCUUCAACUUCCUGGAGAUUCGGGCAAUGAACACACACCCGGAUAAUCAAGUUGUCAUAGAAACAGACAAGUCCACAUAUUCCCUGAGGCUGCAGUCUAAUGACCACCUGGAUCAGCUGAUUAGCCACAUCAACUUUGCUCUCUCUCGGAUCUUCAACAACUCCAUCUACACCCCCUCCAUCUUUCACGCAGAUGGAGAUGUUACUGACGGAAAUCGGAAAUUUUCUCCCAGCUCUGAGAGUUCAGUGGAGACGCAAAGGGCAUGCGGGGGAUUUUCUGAGACAUAUGCAGCUCUGUGCGAUUACAAUGGCAUUACCUGUAAAGAGGAAGUGCAGUGGGAUGUGGAUACCAUUUAUCAUUCGCAGGACAACAGGGAGUUUAACCUACUGGACUUCAGUCACUUAGAAAGCGGGGACCUUGCAGUGAUCGUGGCGGCCAUGGCAUAUAACUCAUGGUUCAUCAAACUUUAUUGCAAAGACUUGCGUAUUAGUUCAGAGGUCGUAGAACAGAUUCUGCACACUGUCAGUAAAUCCAGCAGUCUGGAGGAGAUCACGCUGGAAAAUGUGGGCCUUAAAGCAGAUUUCCCACAGAAAAUGGCCACUGCCCUGUCAGAAAACCCGGCAUCAGUCAUACACUCCAUUAACUUGGCCCACAAUACACUGGACAACCAAGGGGUGUCUAACCUUAUCCAGCAGGUGUGUCGGCUCAGUAAAGGCUUGCGUCUAUUGAACCUCUCCAAGACGUCGCUCUCCUCAAAGGGUGUCACAUCUCUCUCUCAGGCUCUAUGCUCCAGUGAUGACUACUCAAACUCUCUUCUUCAUCUGGACCUGAGUAAGAACCCAGGAAUUCUGUCUGGAGAAGAUGCGACGAAUCUGUACCUGUUCCUGGCUCAGCCGAACUGCCUGGUGCAUUUGGACCUGUCAGGCACUGACUGUACCGUAGACUCUUUAUUUGGAGCUCUGCUGCGGGGCUGCUGUGCCGAUCUCUCCUACUUGAACCUGUCCAAAAACUCCUUCUCUCACAGGAAAGUGAGAGAGACACUUCCUUCGUUCCGCCAGUUCUUCAGUUCGGCAUUCAGCCUCACUCACAUCAGUCUGGCAUCCAUGAAGAUGCCUCCCGACGUGCUGAGGGCUCUGUUCCUUGGGCUUUCAUCCAAUCCUCACAUCACUGACCUACACCUGGACAUCAGCGGCUGCGAGCUCAGGUCUGCUGGAGCAGGGAUAAUACAGGACCUUUUCCCCAGAGUCUCCUGCAUCAGCACACUGGACAUCUCAGACAACGGGCUGGAUGCUGAUCUCCUCUGUGUCAUUCCUGCCUUCUCCAGACACCCAUCCCUCAAACACCUGCUGCUGGGCAAGAACUUUAACAUCAAGGGCAGGGUUCUGGAUGAGGUUUUGCAGAAACUAGUGCAUCUGGUACAAGAGGAAGAGUGUGCCCUGCAGAGCUUGUCUCUGGCUGACUCCAGGUUGCGUUCGAGGGGCACGGUGCUCGUGAACGCCCUCGGAAGCAACGCCUGCCUGAAGAAGGUAGACUUGAGCGGAAAUGGACUCGAUGAUACAGGAGCGAGGAUGCUCAGUAAAGCUCUGCAGAUUAACACCACGCUCAGGAGUGUGACAUGGGAUCGGAAUAACACAAGUGCUACAGGUUUUCAAGAUGUGGCUCGAGCCCUAGAACAUAACUUUACCCUGCAGUACAUGCCUAUCCCACUCAGUGAUGUCACACAGGCGUACCGAAGCGCCCCUGAAAGGACAGAGCAGGCACUAACCAAGAUCCAGCGGGCGUUGUUACGGAAUAACCAGACUCAGCGUUUCUCUCAGAAACAGGCUCUUCGGUUGCAUCAGGGCCUGGUGACUAGUACCGCAGAACAGGUGAUGGAGCGUCUGUGUGUGCGCGUGCAGCAGCAGGUGUGUGUGUUGAGAGGAACAGGUGAAGGGGAAGAGCUGCAGGCUGCCAGACAGGUCCUCAAGGAGGCCAGGAACUCUCGAGCUCUGUACCCCUCGCUGUGUGAACUGGCCCACGUGCUGUCAGUGGACGGUCCGGUGAGACAGAGGCUGGACUCUCUGGCCGGAGAACUCGCCAAAGCAGCUGAUAAAGAACUACAGGUCAUCGUGGACUCCAUGGUGUCUCUGUGCCGGGAGCUGUGUCCGCUUUCUUGUGCCGCAGCGGAGUGUCUCUCUCCGCCUCUCUCCUCCAUCUCCGAGCGCGUGUCCAUCCCUCGUUCGUCCAUCCGCACCGCUCUGAUGGAGAGAGCAGCUCAGGACAUCAACAGAGCUCUGGAGGAGGUGAAGCUAUCUGUGGUCUCGUAUCUCACUAACUCCAUAGUGGACCAGAUCCUACAGGAGCUAUAUGCCACACACAAAACCCUGCUCCGGCAGGUUUCACAGAUGAGACGGCUGGAAGACGGGGGAACCGCCAGGCGCACACACAGACACGCUGACAUACUGGAUGUUGUGGAGGAUGACUUUGGCAUCAGCAUAGACACAAUUGCCAUUAAGAAACGCAGCUCCAGGACCAGACGCAUUCGUCCCGUGUCCAACAGACUCACUGUUUGGACUCCCACGGCACCCAUUCACUGCAGAGCACCUAUUGGUCUAGGUGACGACCCUAACUCUUCACCUUUAGUAUCCACUCCUCAGACAUCUGCUCCCCUUUCACGCUCAGCAUCAUGGGAAGGUUUGUCCACCCUGCCCACUCAGGGCUCGCCUCUGCGUCAUGUGACCCACGUCAGACCGCGUCCACCUCGAAGACACAGGACAGCACACGCUCCCUUUGAGACGCACUGCUCGGAGAAUGGUGGAGUUUCUCUAUUGGAUGAUGGACUGCCUGACUUCUACACCAAGAGAGUUUUACCAGACAGUCAGCUGUCAUCCCACCAUCACGCUCAGGCUCUGAGAAGGAAGAAAAGACGCAGCGUGCUGUCAAUCUUUUCCGGAUUCAGGAAGAAUCGCAACUCUACCAUAUCAUAUCAGGAGUCAGACCCUACAGGAAGAGGCGGGGCCUGUGGGGAGGAAUGUCGCACGAAUAUUGCCACUGAGAAUGUGUACUCCUUGAUUCAACACCCAAAGGAUCGUGGGAGGUUAGACAUUGGCACUGAGGGUACCAAUGGGAGGCUGGUAGGGCCUGGUGGUCAGAGGACCCCUCAGCUGUCAGGGCGGCCCAUUCAUGGUAUACCUCUGCCAGGAAUGAUGGGACUCAGCCCCUCCUGCUUUUCACAGAGACAGUCUCCUGAUUACAGUGAGGUGUUCGGCUCAUCAGAAGAGAUUGGAUACGGAGAGCAUGAGAUGGACCGGCAUUCAGAUAUCGUUGCUAAAGGGCACACGCCAUCUAUAGACAGACAGUCGGAAUCAGGAAGACGGGAAUCACAGUCAGACAGCCAAAAAAAGGCAGACAGUACAAUGGACCCUCAGCAGCUGGAAACCAGGAAAAGACCUGAACCGCCGCUUCAGAGUGCAAAGCCGAGCUUAGCUAAGACACGACAGCGCCAUCUGGAGGAGAGCUCCGAUAAAUCUACUGAGGAUACUGGAGAACUGAGGGAGAAGGAUGAAGAAAACGAGGGUAGGAGAUUUGGAGAAGACCAAAAAGACCAAAAACCAGAAGGACAGUCUCCACCUAUCCCUGAAAAGCCAUGUUAUUAUUCACCUCACACGUCUCCCAUUGGCUCCUCACCACAAGACGUGGCCAAUGAGAAUCAGCCACCAGCUGCUCCGCCCCCCUCAGCUAAGCCUGUGUUUCAUUCUGCUUCAGUAGAUUCUGCUUUGCUUCAAGGCGAUGAAGUCAAGAGCAGCCCUGGAGGUCCCAUGAAACCACAUCGAAAUAGGAAAGCAAACUCAUGUGACACAGGAAUGGAGCAGGAUGCCCGCUGUGAUCUGGAGAGAUCCUCAGAUCGCAAACCCCCUGUGAAAAAACCUAGACUCCCUCCGAAACGAAAUAAGUCCUUGGAUUUCCCCGGUCAUCAGAGUUCGGAGCCAAGCAACGCUGAAGCAUCAUGACAACCGUUGGAGCCAAAGCUCUGUGAAAACAGAGGGUCAUUGUGAUGCUGAGAGGAGAGAGAGGGAGAGAUAUGAUCAGCAGAUGAAUUUGCACCUUGAUGAAUUCAUAAAGACUCUUGCUUUCGGCUCUCAGACAAUUUCAUAGUCAUUUUACACGCAUAUUCAGCAUAUUCUGGCUUACUCCAGUGAGUUGUUUUGCUUUCCCCCUCCUGCUUUUUACAUUCCUGACCUUCUGCACUUAACUGCGAUUUCCUUUAUUUCACUCUCUCUCCGUCUCUCUCCCUCCUCUUUUGAGUCUUUUGACAAUCUUUGACAUAAAGGAACUUUUUGCUAUUUAUCUUUAAAACCAUAGAAUGAUAUUUUGUAAAAUAUAAUAUAUAAACAGAACCGAUAUUUGCACUAAUCAUCGCUUGAAUUCUCAUUCGGUUUGGUGGAUGUACGCUCCCCCCCCCUCCCUCCCCAUGUCCGACAUUACCCACGUGAAGUUUUGUAGUGUGCGACUAACUUAUUCUUAUCAUUUUAUGUCUACUCGAUCAAUAUCAUUAGCAGUAUUACUGUUGUCUUAAUCAGGCAUUGUUUAUGCAAAUGGAUAAAUGUUUAAGAGUUUGCUGGCCCUAAAUGAGCUUUAUUUUCUACUAAAUGUGACUGAAUGAAUAAAAACUGAAUAUAA